CUUCAUGGCUCUGCUUUGUAUGGACGUGGUGGGGGAUUUUUGACAGCGGCAGCGCUGUGGGGAAACAAACAAGGACGUGCUUGGGGUCGGGGGACUAUUUUUUCCCUCCUCGCUCCUCUCUCAAUCUUGCACCGACCUUUUCCCGUACCGGCAACAUUUCGGACGAUAUGGUGGCUUCGGACUGGGCAGUCUAUUAUAAGUCUGAUGAUUGAGAGUGCCGACUGCCCGCUCUUCCACCACGAUGGUCGACAUGGAGAGCCACUACCACCCCCCUUCACCCCUGGAGGACUCUGUGCUGGGCAGCCCCCUGUGCACCGAUGACGACUUCAUUGGCGGCAUGGAGGAGCUACAGGACAUCUCCCAGUCCAUGGACAGCAGCGCCCUCAGCUCACUUGAUGUCCCAGAAUACCAGUACUCCAGCAAUGGCUCCGAAGGCUCCACUGUCCUAGAUGCCCUGACCCCAGCAUCCAGCCCAUCAUCAGUUAUUUACGGGGUGGCAGCAGGCCAGGAGGACUUCACAUCUUCCAGCUCAUCGCUCAAUCUGGAGUGUCGAGUGUGUGCUGACCGUGCCUCGGGCUAUCACUAUGGAGUCCACGCCUGUGAAGGCUGCAAGGGUUUUUUUCGGAGGACAAUCCGUCUGAAGCUGGAGUAUGACAAGUGUGAGCGCCGAUGCAAGAUCCAAAAGAAGAACCGCAACAAGUGCCAAUACUGCCGCUUCCAGAAGUGCCUGUCAGUGGGCAUGUCCCACAACGCCAUCCGUUUUGGUCGGAUGCCCCAGUCGGAGAAGCUGAAGCUGAAGGCGGAGAUGGUGACGGGGGACAGGGAGGUGGAAGACCCCCAGAUAGCUGACCAGAAGACGCUGGCCAGGCAGAUUUAUGAGGCCUACCUCAAGAACUUCAACAUGAACAAGGCUAAGGCUCGAACCAUUCUUACCGGGAAGACCAGCACCCCUCCUUUCGUCAUCCAUGACAUGGACACUCUACAGCUGGCAGAGCAGACGCUGGUGGCCAAGAUGGUCGGCUCCGCGGGAGUGCUGAAGGACAGGGAGGCAGAAGUACGGAUUUUCCACUGCUGCCAAUGCACUUCGGUGGAAACGGUCACCGAGCUCACAGAAUUUGCAAAGUCCGUCCCCGGGUUCUCGAGCCUGGACCUCAAUGAUCAGGUGACUCUUUUGAAAUAUGGCGUGUAUGAGGCCCUCUUUGCUCUGCUGGCCUCCUGUAUGAACAAGGACGGACUUCUUGUAGCGUACGGCUCAGGCUUCAUCACCCGGGAGUUUCUCAAGAGCCUGCGGAGGCCGUUCAGCGACAUGAUGGAGCCAAAGUUCCAGUUUGCCAUGAAGUUUAACGCCCUGGAGCUGGAUGACAGUGACUUGGCUCUGUUUGUGGCUGCUAUCAUCUGCUGUGGAGACCGACCAGGCCUGGUGAACGUGGGGCACAUCGAGCGAAUGCAGGAGAGCAUUGUGCAGGUGCUACAGCUCCAUCUUCUGGCCAAUCACCCCGACGACACUUUCCUCUUCCCCAGGCUGCUGCAGAAACUGGCUGACCUCCGGCAGUUAGUCACAGAGCAUGCGCAGCUGGUGCAGGAGAUCAAAAAGACAGAAGACACCUCACUGCACCCACUCCUGCAGGAAAUAUACAGAGACAUGUACUGAGGAUUGUGGAGGAGUAACCAGGAGAGGCACUCUACGAACCAUCUCCUUUUUCAGGGACAGGAGAAGAAGAAGAGUCCUCCAUAAGCUAGGGUUGUACCACUUAAACCUCCCAACCCCCCAAUGCAGCAAGAGUUAGCUUUGGCUUCUGUCAGCACAAGAGGUCCUAUUUAAGCCCAGGCAAAAGGCUGGUGGCUCUCUUGGUUUGACGCAGUGAUUUCCACUCCAUUGUGUGGACUUUGAGAUGUGAUAUACAGCUGAUUGAGCCUCCAUCUAGACACCAGUGUAUGUAAUCUCUGGUAAAACUCUUGGACAAAAAUACUAAAUGCUACUUUCAAUUCGAAGUCUUUUAGGUGACCUCCAUGGUUCUUCCUACACUGACCCGAAAAAAGCCCUAAAAUGAGGAAAGACAGUGAACUUGAUAGUCGCCACUCCAGCAGUAUGUUUGAUAGAUUUUUAUACUGAUGUCAAAGAGCAAAGAGCCAUAUUCCCUCACAGUUCUCAGCACCCAAGUGACUUCAGUGGCAGCAGCAACAUAAAGACAGCAAUGAUACCGUUUUCACGCAAGGCAGCUUCUGUCAAAUUGGCUAUCAACAAAGGGUGGUUAUGGUUAGCUAUGCACCAGCCCUCUAGCAUGUUUCUUCACCUUUCUAUACCCAGAGACACAACUGUGGUGUCACUAAGCUCUUGAACAUAAUCAUUUAUUUGUACUGUAAGUCAAGCCAUACUUUUAAACUUUGUUUAUAUUGAUCGUUAAUUCUGGGAAUUAUCGUUGUGUGUCAUAUUUUUCCUCUUGCUAACAAGAUAGCAUGAAGACUUGGUAUUGAUUAUCAUUACAAAUGACUCAAGUUGCUUCAACAAAUGUCCACAAACUACAUAGGCAAUAUUAUUUUUUACACUUCACAGUAAGGUAGCAAAAUCUUACGAAAUUUGAAGUUGUUCAAGACUGAAAUGACACACAGGCACAGAUUCACUGUGUAAACGCACCACAAUGCACAUCUGAAGCACAAAACAUGCCUGUGAAAUGUAAUACAAUACUAUUUUAUACUGGACCUCCGUUCACUGCCUUCUUCACAAAACACAUGCACAGACGUUUGGCACUCCAUCCUGUUAUGUGUUGUGGUAUUUCAAGGGCUAACACCAAGAUAAACCGCAUUACAACCUUAAAUACCAGCACACUCAAAGCUGAUUUGUUAUAAAUCAUUCAUCUGUUCCUUAAUUUCUCACUCAGUGAAACCCUCCUUAAAGUUAGAUCUCAUUAAUUACUGUUAACAUAUGCCGUUGAUUCAGAUUCAGGGGUCUUUUGUACACAUUUUUAUAUAUGACGGUAAAUGAAAAGCAUUAAUCUACCUUAUUUCUUUGAGAAAAAUCAAAAUGUUAUGGAACAAUAGAUCAAACUAUAUAGAUCAUACACUUGUCUUUUUGAGUGAAAAUGGGUCUGUGUUGUUCUUGCAGUUGGCUGGUCAUUUUUUGUAAGCUAAAUCAAAAGAUACCGGCAUCUACCCACGUUUAUGGGCUCCGGUGAGAAAAACAAAGCUAGUGCAAUGUCACAAGGCAUUUUUCUGAAUAAGACAAGUGUCCGGUGAUGGAUAAAGACAAUGAUUUUCCACAAGACUAGGAUUUUUUUUUGUCUGAUAUAACUACGUAUGUAAAAAGGCCAAUCCUGGAUUUUGUUAUGAUACUUCCCCUUGUAAAUGAACAUGCUUGAAAGAAGACCUGCAGUACAGGAAAUGGUGAAACGUGCAUGUGUGAUAGUUUGAAAAAAUAUAUAUCUGAAUCUGUAAGAGAAUGCUCCCCCCCCCCCCCCCACCCCAAUAUCUGCUUAUCCUACCAAAAUCUCCUAAAAUCAUCAUGAAUUUAUUGAAAUUCAGUCACCUGAAAUGGACCUCGUCUUUAGAAUUAUGUCACGUUGUAUAGACAGAACGCACUGUACAUAGAUGAAAUCUCACACCGACUGCUCGCCCCAACUUUUAACUCUUGAGGUAUACAAGGUACUAAUGAUGAUCAACUUUUGUAUUCCUCUGUUUGGUAAAUACUUUUAAAUGUUUGAAAUUGUACAGUAAAUGUAGUUAUGUACUGUAUGUUCUUUUUUUGCUUAAAUGCCACAUAAUUGUGUUUUGAUUGAAUUGGAUCAUAUUUUUAUACUAAAGUAUAUAUGUAUGACUAAAUCUGAUAAUUGUUUUUUUGAAAUGGCACGACUGAAGAGUGCAGUGUAAAUAGACUUAAGGGUAACAGGGCAACUGGUAAUCUGAAUAUCCAUAGAUCUGAAUCCCAUUGGGGACAUUCCUUGUGUUAUUUUUUAGAUAGACAACCAUCAUGGCUGCAAUAUGCAUUCAGUUCCUUUCAACUGAACUUCAUGUGUGUUAAAUCAAGCGCUUAUGAUUUAAACUGAUGGCCUAUGUGCACUUUGCAGGGCUGCACGGGCUCACGACUUUGCGGUAGUUGAUUAAAACUUGACCUCCAUGACCUUUUGGAUACAAUGAAAACUACAGCUCAGCUACAGAUCAUACAAUACUGAUCUUCUCUUUUAUACACUGUUGUCAGGUUGCACAUAAAGAAACAAAUGGGGUAAUAUAUGCACAGGAUUUCAUCAUCACUAUCAGAAAUGCUCCAUAGUUCCCUCCUCAUGUUGAACAAACCAACCUGUUUUGUUUUAUUUUUUUUGAUACAUCACAUCUCUGUUGGUGAAACAGAGAAACUGAAUGCACUCAUAAUUUGCCAUUUUAUCACCCGCUAUAACAGUAAAGAAGAUGCAGUAAGGAAAAUGCAGUAUAUAUUGUUUUGUAAUCCUGUUUUUGUCACACUUUUUUGUCUGACUUUUCUCUCCUCACUCGCUGCUAUAUUGUACUAUCUCACCAAACAUGUUUUUAUGCCAUGAGUAGAUUACUGACCUUUAAGCUGCCUCUUACUUAUAUAUCUUCACACAGAAUGUCAGUCCCACACGCAGAAUUCAUUCAACGCAGCUCAGUUUUUUUUCCCUUUGCAAAUUCCUGGAGAUCUCGGAGAUCCCAGGUAUGCUUGGGGAUUAUAACCACAAAUAAUCUGUGCCUUAGCGUGUGCCCAUGCCAUAAAACACUUGAGAUUCAGAUUAAGACUUGACUUGUGCACACACACACUUUUAGAAUUAUACACUGUUUGGUGUCUGCAGCUAGAAUUAGCUGUUUCUGACACAAUCGGGCAACGCAGACAGGAAAUCAUGUCACAACAGAUUUAGGGUAUCUAUCCUGUGUAAACGACAAAAAGACAGAGGCUCAAAAGUGCUAUUGACAUUUUACCGUACAAGACCGUAACAAUGAAGGACUAGCUUUAAAAAAAAGAACAACAAGAGGAAAACAAAAUGAUUGAAAUGCUACAACCUGGCCCAAGAGGAGAAGUCAUGUAAAUUUGUGAUGUCUGCUUACCCUUAGGAAUGUCUGUUUUGUGUUGAAUUGACAAGGGACUUUUUAACUUGUAUCAGGGAAACCUAGUCUUCCUUUGUUGAACUAGCUCAGGACAUAGAAAGGUACUCUUCUUCCUUUUCUAUCUCUGUCUCUUUUCUCCGUCUUCUUUUUUCUCUCUGGAACGAGUUCAUAGUUUUCUGCCUUACAGCACACAAACACCAACAACAAUAUUGAUUAAUAUGACCUUUUAUUUUAUUUUUAUUUUGUCCAAAACUGACAGAAAAAUGUUACCAGGGGGCAGUAGUAAUAGGAAUUAGAUAUUUGAUUUGUUUUUUUUUUUGUUUUUGUUUUUUUUUUUUCCUCCUGGAUUUCACGGAGUUUGUUUUUGUGGCUAUGGUGUCAUGCAAAGAGACAACAGAGACUGUCUUUGGAUGUGAUGUUAUUGUGUACUGUGGCUUGGUAACAAUACUGUAAAUGUUUGAUGAAUGUAUAUCUAGUCAUUUAAACAAUGAAACAAGUUGACAUUGA
Messenger RNA from Thunnus maccoyii (southern bluefin tuna), 5556 nucleotides. It is a transcript of the gene pparab, whose product is annotated as peroxisome proliferator-activated receptor alpha b. The transcript is spliced from 7 exons. Lineage: Eukaryota; Metazoa; Chordata; Actinopteri; Scombriformes; Scombridae. Gene Ontology annotation, molecular function: zinc ion binding; RNA polymerase II cis-regulatory region sequence-specific DNA binding; nuclear receptor activity. Gene Ontology annotation, cellular component: nucleus. The coding region runs from base 242 to 1651 and encodes 469 amino acids. Gene Ontology annotation, biological process: regulation of lipid metabolic process; positive regulation of transcription by RNA polymerase II; negative regulation of inflammatory response. The record is from RefSeq and is a predicted model, not a curated record.